Spirometra erinaceieuropaei is the source of this 777-nucleotide messenger RNA. The record is from the annotation of a GenBank genome assembly. NCBI's taxonomy places the organism in Eukaryota, Metazoa, Platyhelminthes, Cestoda, Diphyllobothriidea, Diphyllobothriidae.
AUGGGGUGGUGGCAGUGGUCCCAGCCGUGCGACGACUGCCGACAACAGGGUCUGCCAACGCACCCCGUGUCCUCCCUCCUCAUGGCUCAUAGGCCGCGCGAUGUGCUUUCCAAUGUCGAGCGCGAUGCACUUAAGGAACUCAGGGCCGACAACGACCUCGUUAUCGUGCCUGCGGACAAGGGGCGUUCAACGGUCGUAUUGGACAGGACAGACUACAAUCAAAAAGCCAAAAGCUUGUUGGAGGAUCGUCAGUCCUAUGUCCCAUGCGAAUCCAACCCCAUGAAAACGCUGACACGCGAGAUUAACGCGACGCUGUUGGCAAUGGAGAACUCAGGUGCAAUAUCGCCAAUCGACCGACGCGUGGCGAGAGCACAAGAAAUGGCCCUAGCCCGAUUCUACGGUCUCCCAAAAGUGCACAAAGAGGGCGCUCCUCUCCGGCCUAUCGUAUCACUAAAGGGCACUCCAACCUACGGACAGGAAAAGUGGCUGUUCCAACGUCUCAAGUUUCUGACCUCCGAUUCGAACACCACAGUCAGCUCGUCAACGCAAUUCUUGGAGAAACUUAAAGCAGUAAGUCUCCUGCCAAGCGAUAUCAUGGUUUCCUUUGAUGUCACGUCCCUUUUUACUUCUAUCCCGCAGGGCCUGGCAGUCGAGACAAUCGAACUACUCCUACGAGAGAAGUACGACGAAACGGAGAAUCGCCUCGGACACGCUCAAAUCAUCCAGCUCCUGAAGUUCUGUCUCAAGACGUACUUUACAUUCGACGGAACAAUCUAG